CCUACGCCUCGUCUGUGGUACAAUAGAACGCAGUUAUUGUGAACAGUUGUGAAAGUGUUUCCUGCCGCAGUUCUUUUCCGCAAAUAUCGUGCGAGGUAGUUUGAAGUUUCAACGGUAAUUCACGGAAGAGCGGUGAUUCGUGCGGUGAUUCGAUAUUUCAGCGGAUACGAGAUCAUCCAAGUGAUAAUCGAGGUCGAAAUUUCAGAUCUUCUGGAAUCUGAGAACAAAGGGGCCAACACGGAGCGAUAUAUUUUACGAUGAAUUAUGCAACUUCCUUAGACACGUUAAGAGCGAAUGUUUCAGGUUCCCGGUGAAAAUCGCUUGCGUAGUCCACGAGUACGAGUGGGUAGGCGAGGGAAGCCGAGAAAAUCCGAGGAGAGCCGAUAGCAGCCGAGGACAGCCGAGCAACACUAAAUCAUAUUCGACGCUUCGCGAUGAAGAGAUAGAUGUGCGCGUCGCUCGCAGUACGGAGUGUUGGGCGCAAGGUGAACCACGCACCGUUCGUCGCUUUUACGUCUUGUUGAUUGAUGGUCGCGAAGGAAAGUACGGAAGAAUACAUUGCUCACACGUGCGUAUGCAAUGAGUAAUAUCAAGAAUCGUCCGUCGUAACAUUGGAUCCGACCCGGAAUAAAAGAAAGGGAACGUCGAACGCCAACCUGCCCCGCUUGGUCACUGGUCAGCGUCGUUUGUAACGCGCUAUGCGUUGGUUAGAUGUGUCGCCUCGAGGUCACAGUCGGACUUUGACAGAAGCCAGAAUGUCGCGUGUGAACACAAUGCUGUUAGCGCUGAGUGUCUGUUGGCUGAUAACGGCUGUAUCGGCAGCCAGUGAGGGUCAUUGUAUCUGGUAUGGAGAGUGUUACAACGAUGGACAUAAAAAGAAUUGUCCAUAUACCGGACCAGCCAAACCAUUGGACUUUGAAGGACAAAAAUUACUUGCUAAGAAUUGUCCACAUUUGGUCCAAGAUUCUGGAAAUGGAAUCAAUACCUGUUGUAAUACAACACAACUACAAACUAUGGACUCUAAUGUUAAAUUAGCAGCCAAUUUUAUAAGCAGAUGUCCCAGCUGCUUAGACAAUUUAGUAAAGCAUUUUUGUGAAUUCACUUGUAGUCCGAUUCAGAGUACAUUCAUUAAUGUUACAGAGAUUCUAAAGAAAGAUGAUAUUGAAUAUAUUAAUAUGAUAGAUGUUUACAUAACAAAUAAAUAUCUAGAGGGCACGUUUAACUCCUGCAGCAAAGUGUCAGUACCCAGUUCUGGAAACUUAGCUCUGGAUAUAAUGUGUGGAGAAUGGGGUGCUAGUAGAUGUACACCAUUAAAAUGGUUCUUCUACAUGGGCGAUGCAGCUCAUAACUAUUACGUUCCCUUCCAAAUAACGUAUAAAAACACCGACACUCCGAUUGGUCCUUUUACACCUGUAGAUCCUAAAGUUACCCCAUGCAACAAGGCAUUGAACAAAAAUGAACCAGCCUGCAGUUGCUUGGAUUGUGAGGAAAGUUGUCCGGUGCCACCACCGAUGCCUCCUCUGCCAAAUCCUUUUACUAUGUACGGGUAUGAUGGCUACGCGGUGACAAUGAUAAUUGUCUAUAUUUGUGGUUCGGUCCUCUUCAUGCUCUCCAUAGUGUGCUUCAGUAAUAGAAAACAAAUUGUCACACGAGGGGAGGAAGUAGGAAGGCAGGUGGGUAGACGCCUAGCCGCAGGGUUACAUCACCCAGGAGAUGGUGCUCGUAUUGCUCUCGCCGCAGACCAGGAAGACAGCCCACUACAAUCUAAGCGUUCCAGUGUGAUAUCUGCAGAUGAUUUGCCGAGCGGAUUCGACGACGAACAACGGUCGACCUUUAUCGAAAGAUUAGGCGCAGGUACCGAUAAACUAUUGGCAGAGUUCUUUUGCUGGUGGGGCACAGCGUGUGCUUCGCGACCAUGGUUCGUGCUAUUCGUUGGUUUCUUAUUUAUUGUUGGCAUGGGGCACGGUAUAAAAUACAUUCACGUGACCACUGAUCCCGUUGAAUUAUGGGCUGCGCCUCUAUCUCGCUCCCGAAUCGAAAGGGAAUACUUUGAUCAACAUUUUGAACCAUUCUAUAGGAACGAACAGAUCAUUAUCACUUCCAAAGGUUUGCCCAGUAUAGUUCAUGAGACGACGAACGGUCCAAUAACAUUUGGCCCAGUGUUCAACGACAAUUUCUUGAGAACGAUAUAUCAACUGCAAGAAAAGAUGAAGCAGAUCGUUACUCCAAACAAUUACACUUUAGCAGAUAUUUGUUUCGCGCCAUUAACAAGUCCGUUCACAGGACCACCAACAGUCUCGGAAUGCGUCAUUCAAAGCAUAUGGGGAUACUAUCAAGACAGCAUGGCGACCUUCAAUGCUACUUCCAUCGAGGACAAUUAUACAGUGAAUUACUUAGAUCAUUUCGGAGCUUGCACACAAAACCCGUUUAAUCCCAACUGUUUGGCUCCAUACGGUGGCCCUAUAGAACCGGCAAUCGCGGUCGGGGGUUUCUUGAAGCCAGGCGAAGAUCUUCACCAUCCCUCUUACGAGAAGGCGACAGCUAUCAUUUUGACGCUUUUGGUAAAUAAUUAUCACGACAAAUCGAAACUUGUUCCUGCCAUGGAAUGGGAAAAGAGUUACGUUGAGUUCAUGAAAAAUUGGACAGCAACGGAGAAGCCGGAUUUCAUGGACGUUGCGUUCACGUCGGAACGGUCGAUCGAGGAUGAGCUGAAUCGUGAAUCGCAAUCCGACGUUCUAACUAUCCUCGUGUCAUACGUUAUCAUGUUUGCGUACAUUGCGAUUUCGCUGGGUCAAAUGAAGACCUGUAGUCGACUUCUGAUCGACUCUAAAAUUACACUCGGCCUCGGCGGCGUGUUGAUCGUGUUGGCUUCUGUCGUCUGUUCCGUGGGUUUAUUUGGCUUCGUCGGCAUACCCGCUACGCUCAUUAUUAUUGAAGUCAUACCAUUCCUCGUCCUUGCUGUCGGCGUGGACAACAUUUUCAUUCUAGUCCAGACCCAUCAAAGAGAAGGUCGUCGACCAAAUGAGUCGAUAUCGGAGCACAUUGGUCGUACUCUCGGCCAAGUGGGACCGAGCAUGUUACUCACCAGCGUGUCCGAGAGCUGUUGCUUCUUCCUAGGUGGUUUAUCCGACAUGCCUGCGGUCAGAGCUUUCGCUCUUUACGCUGGCAUGGCGUUGUUGGUGGAUUUUCUAUUGCAAGUAACUUGCUUCGUCAGUUUAUUGGCCUUGGACACUAUUCGUCAAGCAAAUAAUAGACUGGAUGUGUGCUGCUUCAUACACGGCUCGAAGAAAGACACCGGCGAUGAAGUAAUUAACGGGAUUUUGUACAAGCUUUUCAAAGUAGCCUACGUACCGUUAUUGUUGAAGAAAUGGGUGCGCGCGGUCGUCAUGCUAGUCUUCUUUGGCUGGCUCUGUUCGAGUAUAGCUGUCGUCCCGCACAUCGAGAUUGGUCUAGACCAAGAAUUGUCUAUGCCUGAAGAUAGCUUCGUUUUAAAAUAUUUUAAAUUUUUAAAUAGCUAUUUAUCGAUUGGACCACCGAUGUACUUUGUCGUAAAAGAUGGCCUAAACUAUUCCGAUCCGAGGCAUCAGAAUCUUGUGUGCGGCGGUCAGUAUUGCAACAGUGAUUCGGUUUCCACGCAAAUAUUCAUAGCGUCGCAUCAGUCGAAUAGGACAUACAUAGCAAAACCGGCGGCAUCGUGGCUGGACGAUUAUAUAGACUGGACUCAAUUUCCUUCUUGUUGUAAAUAUUUUGUCGGGAAUAACUCCUUCUGUCCACAUGCGGAGUUUUCGAACCGGUGUACCACGUGCAACAUCAGCGCAGUGGACGGCCGACCAACGCCGAUGGAAUUCGAGAAAUACGUGUCCUUCUUCAUGCAAGACAACCCUGACGAGAAUUGCGCGAAAGCAGGCCACGCCGCUUACGGCCACGGCGUGGAUUACACAACCAAUCUGAAGACUGGCUUAUCGCAAGUUGGGGCGUCCUACUUCAUGACUUACCAUACGAUUUUGAAAUCUUCGGCCGAUUAUUAUGAAUCGAUGAGGGCCGCCAGAGCGGUGUCUGCGAACAUUACGGACAUGCUCAACAGCCACCUAAUUAGCUACGGUGAAACCGGCGGUGUCGAAGUUUUCCCGUACAGCGUGUUCUACGUUUUCUACGAACAAUAUUUGACGAUGUGGCCAGACACGCUGCACAGCAUAGGCAUAUCUCUGUUCGCCAUUUUCGUGGUGACUUUCCUCUUAAUGGGUCUGGACAUAUUCUCCUCUGUGGUGGUUAUAAUAACCAUCACGAUGAUCGUCGUCAAUAUCGGCGGCUUAAUGUACUGGUGGCACAUUACAUUGAACGCUGUGUCCUUGGUUAAUCUCGUUAUGGCUGUAGGAAUCGCUGUUGAAUUUUGCAGUCAUCUAGUGCACUCGUUCUCGGUAUCUGUGAAGACUACGAGAGUUGAACGAGUAGCUGACGCGUUGACCAACAUGGGAAGCUCCAUAUUCAGCGGCAUCACGCUCACCAAGUUCGGCGGAAUCGUGGUACUUGGAUUCGCCAAAAGUCAGAUCUUCAAGGUCUUUUAUUUCCGAAUGUACCUGGGCAUCGUACUGUUCGGAGCCGCGCACGGCUUAAUAUUCUUGCCAGUGUUACUCAGCUAUAUCGGCGUGAUGUCGCGCCGGGGGCGCAACAGGGCCCGUUACCGCGCUAGCAGGGCCCGAAACGAAUUUAGAAGUGAAGAACACGGGCCUCACUCUCCUCUACUCCAAGAUGACAACAAUCAGUUCCCAACCACUUCCUACGCCAGUGUGAACUACAUAGACGCGGCGGAUUAUCGUGUGACGUUUUAACAUUAACUGUCAGAAUGAUAAGAACUUUUCUAUUUUAGGGAGACUGACGAAUAUAUCAAUUCUCAUCGGGCACACAUACACUCACUCACACAUAUACACAAAUAGACACAUACACGUGAUGCAUUGUAAUUCCAAACGCCAACGACGAGAAAUUUAUUUUUCUUCUGUACGUGAAUUCAGGAACGGGUUGUACGAUUCGCCGUUUAGAAACGAUACGCAGAGUAAUUACUGAAAUCGACGCUGAAUUGACGAAGUUCGUGUCUGGUAUUUUCUUGUAACUAGGAAGAAGGAAUUUUGUAUAUUAUUAUUAUUAUUAUUAUUAUUAUUAUUAUUAUUAUUAUUACGAUUACCGUAAGAUUGCGACUAUACACACAUCUAUAUACAUAUAUAUAUUUAUAUAUAUAUACAUAUACAUAUGCAUAUACAUAUACAUAAAUAUUUAGGGUAUUUAUUGUUUGUGGAAGAACAGCCUCUUAAUUACCGCGUUACUUUUUAUAGCUCAGAAGCUUUAUCGAUUUUUCUAUUCGUGUAACCAUUCAUUCGGGGUAUAAACUCUUUCUUUUAGUUAUCAGCGAACUCAGCGAUUCGCUUUUCCGGUAUUUUUUGUUUUUAUUUUUGUUUUGCGAAGAGUGCGUUGAACUGUGGUGUAUCGCUUUCGGUGACCCGCGAAAGAAAGUAACAAGGAAAAAUGUAUUUGCAUUUCUGUCGUGCUUUAUCCGACGCGCGUGCAUUUUCUUUUAUCGUCGUGUAGGUAGAGAACGACGGUCCCUCCGACACGAAUCGUGUAACGCCUUAAUGAUUUUCAUUCGUCGUCCGAGCGACCAAAACGAUCGAACCGAACCGAAUCUUCGCCGUGUAUCAUUGUCGUCAGCGUUCGUCCUCCGGCUUUGCGACCAAAGUUCCGAAAUCUCCAACCACAGUUUCGAUCGAGCGUUAACCGUCCUUAGUCGAGAUUAAGCAAUAAAACACAUAUGGAAACUGCUCGAGAGAUCUGCCACGCUCGGAACCGACCUCGCAAAGAACACGAGAAUAUAUCCGCCACGUGCUUUAUGUUUUCUCCGCGAUGUGAUAACAUUCAAAGAAACAUUGUUCUUCGAGAUGCCGGACUUCGAUAAGCUACGUUUUCUAUCGACGUUCCGUUAUUACCCAACACAGGCGUAAUGGCGUUCUAAUUAUCCGGGAUACGAGAGUUCAGUUGUUCGCGAGUGUGUUCAAGAAGCAAAGGUGUAGAUAGAGAGGAAGAACAUUGUAGCAAAAACAAAAAAGAAAAAAAAAUAGGAGAGAGACGCGAGUCGUUGCUUGGUGUCUGUGUACGUUUGUUAAAAGAAAGUACGCCCGAGUUGUUCAACGGGCGGAGGAUACGUGGAGAAGGUAGUUAGCCGAAUUACUGAAAGUGAUUAUAAACCUAGAGGCGUGUAGCUGUUUUUUCUAGAGUUCCGUUGCGUGCUUUGUCGGUGUGAAUUGUCUCGUAAAAGAAGCGUAGGCGCUUCUGCUCGGUGUCUGCGACGAUCGAUUAUCUGACAUCAGUAUUCCUCAUUGUGUCCUGUCUUUUAGGCGUGUUAUAUCGACGGCGGCGGCGACGACGACGAGUUCGAAACUCGCGUCACCCGUGUUUAUUCCCUCGUGGUGUUAAAUUCAUUUGUAUACAAAGAACGAUUUUUAUACUGACCGCGGAUAGAACAAACAAACGAAAAAAACAAAAUCAAGCCGCAGGAGUGGAAAAAAAAAGAAAACGUAAUUUCUAGACUAAAAGUAAUUCGCCCGCGAUCGAACGAAGAUUGUUCCUCUGUCCGACGCUCGCGGCCACGAGCGCGGAUCCACCAUUGUUAUUCGAACGGUCCCCAAAAAAACACAAGUAUGUUUCCGCAUGUAUGCGAAUGAGUAAAAGUAUGAAACAAACAAUUGUAUAAAUGUGUUGUGCACACACACACACGGAGAGAGACACACACAUACAUACACACACACACACGGGAUGCGUUUAUUCGGAUUGAUUCGCGUCACGGCGAUGCAACGUGCGAAACUGUGUUUACUUGUAGACUGCAUAUCAGAGUAGAAAUUCUCAGUAUUAAAUUCUCGAGACAAGGGAGCAGAGCACGGCGAUACUACCAAAGAGGUGUCCGAGCAACGCAAAUCCGUGUUAAACACGUGAAAUUUACGAAUAAACGUUUUUUUCUGUUUGUACGA
Megalopta genalis is the source of this 7013-nucleotide messenger RNA. The record is from RefSeq and is a predicted model, not a curated record. NCBI's taxonomy places the organism in Eukaryota, Metazoa, Arthropoda, Insecta, Hymenoptera, Halictidae.